Schistosoma turkestanicum is the source of this 630-nucleotide messenger RNA. Lineage: Eukaryota; Metazoa; Platyhelminthes; Trematoda; Strigeidida; Schistosomatidae. The record is from the annotation of a GenBank genome assembly.
AAAAAAUAUUCAUAUACAUAUCUGUUUAUCAUGGCUAAAGUUGGUCGAGGCAUGCAAAUACCACUAUCAUGGGUUCCAGGAAGUGAUGGAUUUUGUCCAGAUGGUGCAGUUUCCGUGGAUAAUAUAUGUGUAGCACGAAGUAAAUAUAGUGGAGAAUUAUUACCUGGAAAAUUAGUACCAAUGAAUGGAAAAUGUUAUUGUUCUUAUGGUGGACAAGAAUUAGAAUUUUAUAAUUAUGAAGUAUUAUGUGAAAGUUUUAUUCCUGGUUCAUGUAAAGGAUAUUGUUGGGAAAAAGCAUUUGACGGUGAUGUACCAAAAAAUGCAAUUGUAGCUGGAAUAGCUAAAGAUGGUGAACCAUUGUACAUUGUAAAAGGUGUUGUGAAUGGUGAAACAUGUUUUGGAAAGUUACAUGAAGGUCAUUCAUGUGCUUACCUACCAUGGGGUGGAAAAGAAUAUUCAGUCAAUGAAUAUGAUGUACUUGUAUGGAGGAAAUAUUAAGAUUUUAAUCUUUUAAAAUGCAAUUUUUACAUUGAAGACAUUAUGAAUUUCAUGCAUCUUAUAUUUAUUUUCUUCAUAUCAUUUCAUCACAAUUUGCUGCUUGAAAGUUUUUAAAAAAAAUAUACGCAUAUG